AAUGUUCAAUGAAAACGGAUUACAUCGCAUUACGUCCGUCAAGCCAUAGUUUUUACGCGGUUAUAUUUGGUGAAGUCGUGCGCGACGAGUUAUGCAACGUUCGGUGUAAAAACGCUCGUCGAUAGGGCACUCGGAUAUCGUGACACCUGACCUACUUAGACAAAGCGGCUGUUUCUGUUGGAGAGCCGUAACUCGAGGAGCUUGGAAACGCAAAGGACACGUUCAUCGGCCUACCGAUUCGAAGAUUGGAAAUUCUUAGGCACCAGGAGACAUCGACGAAAUCUUUCGCAAAUUGCGUCUUUUCGUAUCACGUCCGAAGGUUCAGUGCCGUCGUUAGGGAUCACGGGCGCCCGGAUAAGUUUACACUCGGUCUAAUUAAUUUCUCUUUUCCCUCUGGCUCCCAACAGAGAUACAGCCUAUCUACGAAUUAAUAAUCGUAGAAGGAAGAAAAUUCGUCGAAUAAACUCUCGUGUCGGUACUUCGCAGAAGUAAGCAGACAGAACGGACUAUCCUCUCGCACAGAGUCGCACAACGUCGUCGGUUUACGGUUUCUCCGUCUCUUUGUACUCUAUAUGCCGAUGGUUUUCCCUUUCGUUACGCACUACCGUAGCCAUGCGUUGCGGAACCGCGAGCAAGUUGGCUAAUCUAUUCCCAAUGUUAAUCUUUUGAGGAAGACGAAAGAAAAUUUCUUCGCGAUACCACGGAACGGUUCUCUCUCGGUAAUCUGCGAACGAGGUUAGACGCGACGUAAAUCACGUAGGAUUGGUAAUCGAUAGAAAGGGAAAGUAUAAGUCGCUGGAGACGUGUCGGGUUGUUGGCAGAGAGAGAGAGAGAGAGAGAGAGAAAGAAAAAGCGUAGUAAGAAGAUAGAGAAAGAAGAGGAGAAAGGGAAAGGGAAUCGGAGGAGCGCGACGAUGUUGCUCGAAAAUCUGUCGAGGCUCGCGACGGCUGCUGAAAGCGCCCCAAAGAUAAAUCCGUUGGAAGGGUACGGCCCUGGAGGUCGGUCGCGCUGUCAGAGGAGCGCGACGGUGCGCCGGACGCUCGCUUGACUAAGGGAGUGCCCGUCCCGAUGCAAAGUGUAAGUGAAGUGGCCUACAGACCUACAUUUCUCUAACGUUCCAUUUUUUCAAGCCGACGAACAGGAGGUUAAGAAUUCGCGCGGGUCACCAUUUUACACGGACGCGUGCGAUGUCGCCGUUGUGUGAUACGUCGAUCGGCUCUCGAUAGAGAGAGAGACACGGUGUAGCAGUUUCUCUCGCCGUGGAACGUUCUGUCGGUGCUGCCCGGCGGCGCGGGGAGAGUUCAAAGAAAGAGCGAGUGAGAGAAAGAGGGAGAGGGAAAGAGCUAGCGAGAGCGAGAGCGAGCGCGCGCGCCAGCCAGCCAGCCAGCCAGCAGCCAGCCAGCCAGCCAGCUAGUCGGAGAAAGAGAGAUAGAGAGAAAGAGAGAGAAGGAGAGCACGGGACGGGCGAGAGACGGAGACGGCGAGAAUCGUGCGCGCGCCCGCGCGCCGCAAUAAGAGGGAGAGUGCGGCGGUGUGCGAGAGAGGAGCAUAGAGAGAAACGGAUCGUGUUGAACGGAGAGGGAAUUAAAUGCGUGUGUAGGUGCUCUCGAGAGAGCGGGAGCGCGCGCGCGCGCUCGAGCGAACGGCUGAGAGGGAGAGAGAGAGAGAGAAAGAAAGAGAGAAAGAAAGAAAGAGAGAGAGAGAGAACGAACGAACGAAAGAGCGUACGAGCGAGCGAGAGAGAGAGAGAGAGAGAGAGAAGCGAAAAGAGCAAGUGCGUGCGUCGUACGUACGUGCGUGCGUGCGUGCGUGCGUGCGUGCGUACGGUGGAGAAGAGAAGGUGUCGUUGAAGGGGGAGGGAGCCUCGUUCGUUCGUUCGUUCGUUCGUUCGUCCGUCUGUCUGUCCGUCUGCCUGUCCGUCCGUCCGUCCGUCCGUCGUUCGCUCGUUCGUAGGAAUGCACGACGGUCGAAUGGCUACAGGCUCGGGGGAAGGUGGCAGGGGCGGCGGGGGGCCCGUGGCACCUCUAGACAACAACUCCACCGCGACGACUACCCUUACGGAAUCAACGACAUCCUCUUCGUCGGCCGCUCCCUCUUCCUCCUCCUCUACCUCAUCUUCUAGCUCGUCCUCGUCGUCUUCGAAUACCGCCGCGAUCUUGACGGAGAAUCACGCGAAUGCAACUAAUCUGCCAUUGACUACGGGAUCCCAGCAGCCUCAACAAACUCUUCAUCAUCAGCAACAUCAACAACAACAACAACAACAACAACAACAACAACAACAACAACAAUCACAACAACAACAACAGCAGCAGCAGCAGCAGCAACGUAUCAGGCUCGAUCUUCUCACCGAUUUGCCCGCCAAUGAUGCUUCAGAGAGCAGAGCGCUCGGCAGCAGCACAGACCAGCGACGAAGACGGAGCUGAGGAGCGAAGAGAAGAGGAGAGAAGAGAAGAGAAGAGAAGAGAAGAGAAGAAGGCUGAGGGGGCAUAGCGCGUGGAUCAUACUCUUACCCUUUCCCUCCCCCUCUCUUUCUCUCUCUUUCUUUCUCCCCGUGCGCGCGAACGCACGCACACUUGCUCUCUUUCUCGCAAUAACGACGACGCCGCCGCCGACGACGACGACGACGACGACGACGACGACGACGAACGACGACGUAAUGCGUUGGAGGAGUGUGACGCGAUUGGCGCGUGUCGCCAUCGGUGCUGGCGCAGGAUGCCUAUGAGUUUAUAUAUGCGUGUGUGUGGCUUUGAGAGUGAUAGAGAGAGAGAGAGAGAGAGCGCGUGUGCACGCGCAUGCGUACACGCGCCAAGAGCGACGCGAGAUAACGACGACGUGGCGAGUCGCCGCCGCCACCGCCGCCACCACCUCCGCCGCCGCCACCGCCGCCGCCGCCGCGGUUAGAAGGACUGAAAUUGAAAGUGCUCGUCCCACUGGCCCACUGACCUGAUUACCCACUGACAAUGGCACGAAUCUCAGCGGCGCGCAAGCCUCUCCCCUUCCUCCCUUUCCCUCUUCUUCUUACUCUCGCGACGCAGGCGUCGUCCACGCGUCGUCGUCUACUUGCAUCUAUGCUCUCUUGCUUCCCACCUAUAUGCGUUCCUAUAUCGAAGCAGGAACAGACAGAGCGACGAGAAAGGGCUUCAAAGAAAUAAAGAGAGAAACUUUUCACUUUCCUUUACCAACGCGAUACUUUCUCCAAACCGUUUGCUUCUCUUUCGGCAAAAAUUCGAUUACGAAAUAAUUUCGAAAGAUACUUUGGUCAACUCGGUCAGCUUCCUUCUCGACGAGCAAAAAAAGACAUCGAUGAUUAAGGGUACCGGCGCUCCGCGCGGCGUUCGAAAGAUUACUCAGGUAUAAGAAUAUAUUAUCGCUACAAAGCUAGAAGGAUAUUUCCGUCUAAUCUAUAAUACAUCGUUCUGCGAGUUAGCCUCGUCGAAACAACAAUGGUCGGCGAAAAUGUUGCUAUCCGCGGUGCGGCCCUCGGGGUCUUCUCGAUUCUGGCUAACUCGUGAUUUCGUGGCUCGACCGGCCGGACGACUUCACUCUCGCUUUCGUCGCCAUGCUGAAAGCGCUUUCGGCUGGCUUUCGCAACAUUUUUCCCAAGCCGAUUGGUUUUGUCCAAGCGCGCUCUCACGUACACCUUCGCCUGCUGCUGCUGCCGUUGCCGUGGCCGUUGUCGGUGUGGUUGCUGGUACGCUCCCUCUCCUCGAGAGUUCGUGUUCCUUCGCUCGGCUGGCUCGCUUCUCUUUUCCCCGAGCGGGCGAACAAACCGAGGGGAGCGACUCUCGCGCCCGCCUACUUUCGCUAGUUUGCGUAAGAAACGUAUACGUAUUCGGUUAGCUAACGAUCCUCCUGCCCCCAACAGCUCAUCGUUUGUAACUUCAUAUCUAUGGACCGACCAAUUUCGGUCAUCUUUUCGGAUCGGUCUGUUCUUCUUCUUCUUCUUCUUCUUCGUCUACUUCUUCCCCUCCUCCCUUUUCCUAUUCCUUCAGCAUUGACGAUAAUCGUUGCGAUCGCCCUUCGAGAAAUCCUCCAUUAACUUCGCAAACCCUGUACUUGCUUUUUAAUUAUCUAUUCUAUUCGUUACGUAACAACGCGAUGGGCGAAAGGUUAAGUCACACAGUUAUUCGUUAUUAGAAGCUCGCCCUCCUAUUAUUCGCGCAUUAAGUAACGCGAGGCAACGUUAGGUUACGCCAUUACGUGCGUCUAGAGUAUCUCGAGAGUUUAAAACGCGUUAGAAUUUCAAAUAUAAACGGUUAUAUAUUCUGGGUAAAGCGCGUAAACGAUAGAAUCUCUGUCCACGACGUACUCGUGACGUAAUCGACGCACAUCCUUUGCCCGUACAUACACUCGGGAUAUAUUCUAAAUGACGAAAUCGUCGAAACUUUCUCACGGGGGAGGGAGGCGGGGGCGAGGGGUGUGGAAGGGAGGAAGGGAAGGUCCCGAUCCUCCUCUUUUUCGACGAGUAAUUUUCGGUCCUAACUUAUACGUGCACGUCGAAAGUGAAAUCGAGAAUCUCGAUGCGCGCGCAAACGCGCGGUAAAUUUGAUCUCGAAUUUCUCUCCGUUCUGCCUUCUCACAACGUCGUAUCGAAAACUCCCAAAGGUAGAAGAAAAUAUAAGAUAUUCGAGAGAACGAUUUAAUCUGAUUUUAUCCUUCGGAUAUCUUUUCCGUAUCCUCGACCGACUCUUCCCGCUUCGAAAAUCGAAGGACGAUCUCGGUAGGAGAUGACCUCGCGACGAGACAUUUUCCGUACGCGUUACGUUGCGUCGCGUUGCGUUGCGUUGCGUUGCGCGUACGUGCACGCUUAAAAUACACCACGCACUAUCACCCCAUCCAUUCCAUUUCGAUGGAGGUCACCCGGUAGCUUAAGUGGGUCUCGACCACUUGGUUAGUGUGUCAUGGCAUACACGUUACUGAAUAAACUUAAUUUCAAUAGCAACGUUAAUAAGUCUCAAACGUGGCUGGAACUGACGUAGAAAAAAAGGAGAUAAAAAAUAAAUAAAUAUGUACACCGAGAGACGCUCUUCUGCUCUUUUUUACAUUCGCUUUUUUCUUUCUUUUUUCCUUUUUUUUUCUUUUUUCUUUUUUCUCUUUACGUCUCUAUACGCGCGACCUGCAUUCGCCGUUUCGCGACGACAUUCGUGCUUUGCCUUCUUCUUCUUCUUUUUUUUUCUAUCUCCAUCUCUCUCUCUCUCUUUUAUUUCAUCACCUUGCAACGCGUACGCGUUAUCGAUCCGAGGGACGGAAAAUUCUAGCGUCUAUCUUCGCGUCUCUCCUCCUUCUACUUUGUACUCCUCUAUCUGGAUCUUCUACCAUUUUACUCGAAGAAGAUGCAACCUAAUUUCGCGCGACCUGGGACAUGCUAACUCGCAGAACGUAUUAAAACGUAUUCUUUUUAUAGUAUCCUUUGAUACUCCUCCCUUCGCGAUUUACAUAUGUAUAUACAAAAGUAAUCAUCGAUUGAAUGUUAACGCAACCAAGACAAUAGAAUUCAUGAGUUCUCUCGGCGGAGAAACUGUCGAACGGAAUAGCCAAGCGACGAUGAAAGUCGUCGUUUGUAGUUAAGAAACGCUUUCAUUGAAAGGGAAAUAGAAAGAGUGAAUACGGGAUCGGUCAGGGGGAGACGGAUUACCACUGGAUAAGAAUGUGUGUCUAGUUUAGUGGGCAAGUAGGUCGCAAGGGAAACCAACCUGAGUUACGCAACGCAGUUCCAGUGUUAUACAACUAUUGACUCACCGGAUUAACAAGUAGGCUGGGUGAAAACGAAAGCCGAGUGUCCGGGCUGCCUUCUUUCUCGCUCUCUCCUUAUUUCCCCUUCCCCCUGUAUCUCUUACUCUGCCUCUCUGUCUUUCUCUCUUUCUCUCAUUCACUCUCACCUGUCGUCAGGGUUCUGACAUGUAGUUCUUUCACUGCGAACGAGCUUUAAGCGGCAAAGAUCGCAUGUGUAAAUAUAAAGUGGUAUCGAUAGAUCGUCGUCGUAAUCGAUAGCAAAAGUCGGUUAAUCUUUUUUGAAGUAUGUCCUAUUUACCUCCCUCUACUUAUUUUUUUUCUUUUUUUUUCUUUUAUUUUUAAUAGAGAAACUGAAAGAAAAAAUGGAUAAAGAGAUAGAUAGAUAGAUAGAAAGAGAGAGAGAGAGAGAGAGAGAGAGAGAGAGAGAGAGAGAGAG
Messenger RNA from Vespula vulgaris, 6169 nucleotides. RefSeq names its product probable serine/threonine-protein kinase yakA. Bases 1956 to 2423 code for a protein of 155 amino acids. The record is from RefSeq and is a predicted model, not a curated record. The transcript is spliced from 2 exons. Lineage: Eukaryota; Metazoa; Arthropoda; Insecta; Hymenoptera; Vespidae.